CACAUUUCCAUUACAAGAAAAAUGGCUGGACAAGAGGAACACUAUGAUAACAUUUUAUUGGCCAUGGCUCAAAAACAUACCGGUGGUAUGCCCGAUUUCCUUCGUACAUUCGCUGGCUUCCUAAGGCGACGUAGUGAUUUCUAUACAGGCGAUUGGGAAAAACUCAUCAUGGAUAUUUUACGCAAAGAAGCUGAUAUUGCUAUGGCUGAACACAAAGAGAAAUUGCGAAAACAGGAAGAACAGCGUAAACAAAAGGAGGAAAAAGAACGUAAAGAACGGGAGGCGAGACAAAAGGAAAUGUCUCAGAGUAAAAUUUGUGAUAUCACUGAUGAGGAGGCGGCUCAAAUUAUUAAAGAAGAGGAAGAUAAAAAACGUCAAAAACUUUUGGAAGAAGCUGCAGCCGCUGCUGGUGGUGCUGCACCCGUCGUUGUGGACGAAGAAAAAUCAAAACCCAUCGACAAAGUUGAGGAUGAAACCGAAAAAUCUGAAGUUGGUAAAUUAUUACCAAAUGCCGGUAACGGUUGCACUUUGGAUAAAUAUAUGUGGACACAGACAUUGGGUGAAGUCGAGCUUAAAAUUCCAUUUGCUGUAUCGUUUAAUUUGAGAGCACGUGAUUUGGUAGUCGAUAUACAAAAGAAAACACUAAAAGUUGGUUUGAAAGGUCAUGACCCCAUUAUUAAUGGUCAAUUGUGUGCCGAAAUUAAAGUUGAAGAUUCAUUGUGGGUAUUGCAAGAUAGCAAAACUGUUCUAAUCACAUUGGAAAAGGUUAACAAAAUGAAUUGGUGGGAUCGUCUGGUUAUGACAGAUCCCCCAAUUUCAACACGCAAAAUAAAUCCCGAACCAUCCAAGCUAUCCGAUCUCGAAGGUGAAACACGCAGUUUGGUCGAAAAGAUGAUGUACGAUCAGAGGCAAAAGGAAAUGGGUCUACCCACCAGUGAUGAGAAAAAGAAAAUGGAAAUAUUGGAACAAUUCAAAAAACAACAUCCUGAAUUGGAUUUCUCCAAAUGUAAAUUUAAUUAAUAUACUAACA
Molecule: messenger RNA, 1030 nt
Organism: Musca vetustissima
Lineage: Eukaryota; Metazoa; Arthropoda; Insecta; Diptera; Muscidae
Gene: nudC
Product: nuclear migration protein nudC
Exons: 7
Coding region: 22-1020 (332 amino acids)
Biological process (GO): protein folding
Cellular component (GO): cytoplasm
Source: RefSeq, a predicted model, not a curated record